Gongylonema pulchrum is the source of this 513-nucleotide messenger RNA. NCBI's taxonomy places the organism in Eukaryota, Metazoa, Nematoda, Chromadorea, Rhabditida, Gongylonematidae. The record is from the annotation of a GenBank genome assembly.
GAUCUGUCAGUAAUUACACGAGUGUAUGUUGUGCACGACUUUGACUUCUUGCCAAACUUCAAUCCAAAGAUACUGAUGACAGCAUGCGGUCAUGUAGCCGGUGCUGCCUAUUUUUACCAACCACCUGUCAGCUUCAUUCGGCCAUAUGAAGCUAAAUCCAUGGGCGUAAGUUUACAUGCGAAAUAUGGCGGUCAUUUUGCAUACCGUGCUGUGGUUAUUUUUCCUGAAGUUCAUCUGCCAAACGAUUUCGAGGAAGAGAAGGCAAAGAAAGUGUUGAACACGACAAUGGAAGAAGCAGAAGUAGUCGAGCUAUUCAACAAAGACUGGCAAGAUGGGCGAUAUCGCGACUGUGGCGGUCCAGUAGAACGUUAUAGUCCAACUCAGUUACAAUAUUUCAGUGAAUCACCACCGAAACGUUGGUCACUUAUUGCGCACUGGUUUACUGAAGAUGUAGUCAUGUGGGUUAAACAUAUCAUAUAUUUCGUGAAAAAGGUUUGUGAUGUGUUCAUAUAG